CCUGGCUCAACACUGAACAGUACAGCGCAAUUUAAGACGGAUGGCACGUAAAAAAGCUAAGGUCGCCGUGAAUGACGCGUUUGCAAAUGUGGUUGGCCCCGUCGUAGGAACACCUACCGAGGCUCCUCGCCGAGUAAUCCGUAGAAAGCGGGGAGGACUGAAAGACAUACUGAACAUGCCAUUUGAUGUGUUGUUUGAGAUUUUUAGCCAGCUGCACCCUCGUGAUUUAUUGAAUUUGGCGAGGACAACCAAGGACUUCCGGACGUUCCUCAUGAGUCGAAAGUCCGCAAACUUGUGGAAGGUCUCUCGCCAACAUGUCGAAGGCUUACCGGACUGUCCGCCGUACCUCAGCGAACCGGCGUACGCGAAUCUGGCCUUUUUUCCCUAUUGCCAUGGUUGUUUGAGAACAAAUAUCCAUAACAUAAUCUGGGAGUUCAAUGUUCGAUAUUGCAGAACAUGCAAGAAGUCGCUUAUCGUUCCAUCGUAUUAUUUCGAGCUUCCGUCAGAAAUCCAUGAUUCCGCUAUUACUCUAAGUCGUGCUGAAAUGUUUAACGAUAUUAGCUCCACUGGCCGUCAUCGUUGGCGGAUGUAUCAUAAGAAGCAAUACGAAGACAUCAUGCAGGCUUGGAAGCAACUAUCCAAAGACACUUCCUCAUGGCAAAUAUGGGUUGACAAUCAUCGGAUGCGAGUGAAGCAGAUCGAAGAGCAUGCCCCCUUAUGCAAGAUAUGGUACGAGGUAAAGGUUGCGUCUCGAGCAGCAGAGUUAGAGCAAAUAAGACAAGACCGACUACAUUCCAUUGUCGACAAGCUACGCGACAUGGGCUGGACGGAAGAGCUUAAUAAACUAACAAGUAGGGACUUCUAUCCCUUGUCGGAGCAUGCCCACGUACGGACCUCGAGGCCAUUGACUGAACGCGGUUGGCAGAAGAUCAGCGCAGACUUGGUUGCAGUAAUGGAGGAUAUCAAAGAGCAACGUCUCAAGGAGGAGAGGAGGGAGGUCUUCUUGCGUCGUAUGAGUCGGAUCUCCUCCCUCGUCGCAGACGACUACAUGACGCCUAGAAGAACCGCUGCAAGUGAAUUCAAUCCAACGGUCGUUGAUCUAGUCCUCAUGCCACAGAUGAGGGCAAUCAUCGACGUGCCGGGGGAUACAAUCGUGGAUAACGAAGAGACGCUCAAUAUGAUCCAUCAAUUGCUGCCCUCUCUGAUCGACGAAUGGCAAAGCGAUGUGAAGGCGACCCUCCAUAAUCUGAUGAAACAAGACUUCCCUGACGACGGCUACGGGAACCCCCUCGAUCUGGCCAUAGCAUACUUCAACUGCGCUCAUUGUGGGAAGAUUUAUCCGUACCCUCAAGUAAUAGCCCACCGCUGUCUUAGGCCGGCGUGGGCACCAUAUAAUGAGGACCCUACAGGAUUGUACGAGCGAGCUGCCUUCCAGACCGGGCGUUGCAGAGCCUUUAAAUCUAGCAGACUGGGAUUUUCUACUGUGCUCCCAAUUGCUCGGAAGAUUGUUGAGCUUUGCGGCAAAAAUCCUUCCCGGACAACGAUGGAUGAGAUGGAUGAGAUGGACAUCAUGCUCAGUUGCACAAAUCUAUCAAGGCCUGAAACAAGGCUGGUCAUGUCAUGGCGCGCGGCGGUACAGCAUGAAUGGUCGUCUUCCCAUGACAGUGCGGACAGCCGCGUAUGGGAUGUUGCCAGCGAGGACGGGGCCGCCAUGGUCAAGGAAGUCCAAGCACGGAACAACGAGGAGCUUCAUGCGGCGCGCGAACGUAAACACCUGUGGUGCUGCUCGCUUUGCACGGAUAAUUGGACCGCGCGAUUUCUUCCUGUGUAUGUGGUGCAAGAGCACGUGCGUCUGAAACACUCGAUAGAAGAUCCCAGCGUCGAGGACGGCGACGUCUAUCUGCAUCCUGAUCACGAGCUUCUCUUCUCAAAGCCGGUGUUGUUGCUCCCAGAAUCGCUUCCUAUAGGGGAGCUUACAGAGAGCGAAUGGCUCGCUCACACCCAGGGCCGCGUGUGUAUUCAUCCCUCUCACCAUGCCGCCUAGUCAUGUUUAUUAUUCGCUACAUAUCGGACAAUCCACGAACGACUUGUGGUCAUGUUGAUCGUCAUCGUAUUUUGCUACUUACAAGUACUUCGUCGUUGCAAAAUGAAUAUGAUUAUUCGCUCGUCCAUCGGUUGUGUACCGAGCGGGG
Molecule: messenger RNA, 2192 nt
Organism: Laetiporus sulphureus 93-53
Lineage: Eukaryota; Fungi; Basidiomycota; Agaricomycetes; Polyporales; Laetiporaceae
Exons: 11
Coding region: 41-2044 (667 amino acids)
Molecular function (GO): protein binding
Source: RefSeq, a predicted model, not a curated record